AGCAUGGAAUCGUUAGCCCUGGCGUUGCCUAGGGCAGGCAUCGAAGAGCCGUUCGAAGUUGAGCCACCCCGGAUACCCACAGAAUGCGAGCCGACCCCGAUACUCUGGCGAGGGGGAACACCGCCGUACACAGUCACCAUUAUCUCGUCUCGACCUCCGCCCGUCACCGUCUUUCCUGACGUUGACGGCAUCGAUUUUAUCUGGACUGCCGACGUCCCCGCAACAUUCUCGGUCUCCUUCAAGGUCGAGGACAGCACUGGCGUCUUUGUCCAGACCAGUGAUGUUACGGUACGGAGAGGACUGGACGAAAGCUGUCUAAGCAGCGCGACUGCGUCUGAAUCCCAGCCGAGCGACUCUUCCACUUUGGCAUCGACAUCCUCACCCCCUCCAACCGCACCUCCAUCCCCACCUAUCUCAUCUGCGUCUCCUGAAACCUCAACGACCAGC
Trametes versicolor FP-101664 SS1 is the source of this 447-nucleotide messenger RNA. RefSeq lists its product as uncharacterized. NCBI's taxonomy places the organism in Eukaryota, Fungi, Basidiomycota, Agaricomycetes, Polyporales, Polyporaceae. The record is from RefSeq and is a predicted model, not a curated record. The annotation marks the transcript as partial. The transcript has a single exon.